Spinacia oleracea (spinach) is the source of this 2518-nucleotide messenger RNA. Its product is annotated as sulfate transporter 3.1. Gene Ontology annotation, biological process: sulfate transmembrane transport. Gene Ontology annotation, molecular function: secondary active sulfate transmembrane transporter activity. Lineage: Eukaryota; Viridiplantae; Streptophyta; Magnoliopsida; Caryophyllales; Amaranthaceae. The record is from RefSeq and is a predicted model, not a curated record. Bases 196 to 2184 code for a protein of 662 amino acids. Gene Ontology annotation, cellular component: membrane. The transcript has 12 exons.
UCCAUUUAUUUCCCACCACCUUCACUCCACUUCAUCUCAACCCUCUUAAAUCCAUUCUCAACUUUACAUUUCCAACAUUAUUCUCCACUCCAUUUCCAUUUCCAUUUCCAUUUUUAACCAUAUAACACUAUAACAUACUUAUAACACCUCGUCAACAGUAUUAUUAAUUUCUCGUAAAUAAUACUCGUAUCAUACAUGGGUACACUGAAUGAUCAUCAUCAGUACAUGUACCCCAGUAACAACAUGAACAACGAGAAGUGUAAGAGUCGGGUGGCGGUACCGCCACCACAACCGUUCUUCAAGUCACUACAAACCUCAUUUAAAGAGACAUUCUUCCCCGACGACCCGUUAAGGCAGUUCAAGAACCAACCACGGUCAAGGAAGUUCGUUCUCGGGUUGCAAUACUUCUUUCCUAUACUCGAGUGGGCCCCGAAAUAUACUUUGGACUUCUUCAAGUCGGACCUUAUUGCUGGGAUUACUAUUGCUAGCCUUGCUAUUCCUCAAGGGAUUAGCUAUGCUAAGCUUGCUAACUUGCCACCCAUUCUUGGACUUUAUUCUAGCUUUGUUCCACCAUUGGUGUAUGCCAUGAUGGGAACCUCCAAAGAUGUGGCGGUAGGAACGGUGGCGGUGGCGUCGCUGUUGACCGGAUCUAUGCUAAGCACCGUCGUUGAUCCGAACGAAAAUCCAAAGUUAUUCCUCCACCUCGCUUUUACUGCCACCCUUAUUGCUGGUAUUUUUGAAGCCACUUUAGGCCUUUUAAGGUUAGGGUUCAUAGUGGAUUUCUUAUCACAUGCAACAAUAGUGGGGUUCAUGGGAGGAGCAGCAACAGUGGUGUGCUUGCAACAGCUAAAAGGAAUACUUGGUCUCACUCAUUUCACUCAAUCCACAGAUCUCAUUGAUGUUAUGCACUCUGUCUUUUCCCAAGAACACCAGUGGAGAUGGGAAAGUGCAGUAUUAGGAUGCGGUUUCCUCUUUUUCCUCCUCCUCACCAAAUACUUUAGCAAGAGAAAGCCAAUGUUCUUUUGGAUAUCAGUCAUGUCUCCUUUGAUUUCAAUCACUUUGGGAAGUGUCCUAGUUUAUCUCACACAUGCUGAAAAGCAUGGUGUUCAAGUGAUUGGUUCUUUGAAGAAGGGCAUUAAUCCACCUUCCUUUGGAGACUUUGUAUUCAACUCUCCUUACUUUCCAGUGGCUCUCAAAACUGGCCUUGUUACGGGAGUCAUUGCUAUGGCUGAAGGGAUUGCCGUAGCUAGAAGUUUUGCAAUGUUCAAGAACUACAACAUUGACGGUAACAAAGAAAUGGUUGCCUUUGGGGUAAUGAACAUAAUUGGAUCCUGCACCUCUUGUUAUCUUACCUCAGGUCCAUUUUCGAGGUCAGCUGUGAAUUACAAUGCAGGGUGCAAAACAGCGUUUUCAAACAUAGUAAUGUCAAUUGCAGUGAUGAUCACAUUGUUAUUCCUGACACCAUUGUUCUUCUACACACCUCUUGUUGUUCUAUCAUCAAUUAUCAUGUCUGCUAUGCUCGGCCUUAUAGAUUAUGAGGCCGCGAUCCAUCUAUGGAAGACGGAUAAGUUUGAUUUCGUUGUUUGUAUAAGUGCUUACAUUGGUGUGGUUUUUGGUAGUGUUGAAGUUGGCUUAAUGAUCGCGGUUACAUUAUCAGUGUUGAGGGUAUUGUUGUAUGUGGCUAGACCAAAGACGGUAGUUCUUGGUAAUGUGCCGAAUUCAAUUUGCUUUAGGAGUGUUGAGCAAUACCCUGAAGCUCAAACUGUGCCUGGAAUUCUCAUACUUGAAAUUGGUGCUCCUAUAUAUUUUGCCAAUGCCACUUACCUAAGAGAAAGGAUUGUGAGGUGGGUUGAUGAGGAGGAAGAGAGGUUAAAGUCAUCUGGAGAGAAUAGUUUACAUUAUGUAAUCUUGGAUAUGAGAGCUGUUACAUGCAUUGAUACAAGUGGGAUCAGCAUGUUUGAAGAAGUUCACAAGGUCAUCGACAGAAGAAAACUUCAGCUUGUAUUAGCAAGCCCUGGAGGAGAAGUGAUGAAGAAAUUAGACAGAGCAAACUUUAUAGAAAAAUUAGGGCAAGAAUGGAUACAUUUGACCGUUGGGGAGGCAGUUGGAGCAUGUAGGUACAUGCUUCAUACUUACAAGUCAAAGUCAACGGCUGAAUCAGAGACAUGGAGUAACAAUGUUUGACCUGUACUAAUUAAUUUUGUUUUUGUGCUUUAUUACAAGAAGUUAAUUAUGAGCAAUUAGAUAGGUGGGGGAAGUAAGUAUUUGCUUCAUACUUAAUUAAAUGAAUUAAGAAAAGAGUUGUAUUGUUUUUGGAUUAUGAGUUUGUAAUCGGUCAGGUCGGAUUAUCCGAUCACCUCAAGACUCAAGUGGGUAAAGAAAAGUUGUAAUGUGAUUCUUCAUUGGCAGCUUUUUAUGCCUUCCAAUUAUUAAUCAUCAAGAUGUAAAAUUACUACUAUUUUGUAGCACAUCAAAUGAUGCAAGUGUGUACUUUAUGAAUCAUGAAAAGUUUUUUCCA